This is a messenger RNA of Blumeria graminis f. sp. triticale, 1200 nucleotides long. The record is from the annotation of a GenBank genome assembly. Lineage: Eukaryota; Fungi; Ascomycota; Leotiomycetes; Helotiales; Erysiphaceae.
AUGGAGGUGCAUCACAGAUCUGUAAAAGCUGUGGCAGGCUAUAUUGCCAGUGUAUUGGUUGAGACAUAUCUCAUAACCCAUCCGCACCUUGACCAUAUCGCAGGCCUUAUCGUGAAUACAGCCGGCCUAUUAGGUACACGACCUAAGAGGAUUGCAGGUUUGCCUUCCACUAUCGAUGCACUCAAAGAACAUAUCUUUAAUAAUAUUAUUUGGCCCAACCUCUCAGAUGAAAGUAAUGGGGCGGGUCUCAUUACAUAUUUGCGAUUAGUCGAGGGUGGAUCACCAGCUCUUGAUAACGGUGAAGGCAAAGGCUUUGUUGAGGUAUGUGAAGGACUUCAGGUAAAGACAUGGUGUGUAAGUCAUGGUCACUGUUUCGAAAAGCAUGAUCAUCGAGGAUCAAUAACAGGAAUUUCAUCCAUUUCCGAGUCUCCACACCGGCAAAUUCACAAUAACUCAACAACUGGUCAUUCAGCAGCAGAGUCAAGUAGAAGGGCAUGGAGGGACGCAACUAGAGAUCGAGUCUGUGUCUACGAUAGCUCGGCUCAUUUUAUCCGAGAUAUUGCGACUGGCAGGGAAAUAUUAAUAUUUGGCGACGUGGAACCAGAUUCAAUAUCACUCUGGCCUCGAAAUCGUCAUGUAUGGAGUGAAGCUGCCCCCAAAAUUGUCGCAGGAAAGCUCAAGGGUAUCUUCAUUGAAUGCUCUUAUGAUGAUACGCGAACAGUCAACAUAUUAUUCGGACACUUAGCGCCUCGCUAUCUCAUCGAAGAGAUGAAGGUUUUAGCGACAGAAGUCGAGCAACUUCGAACGAAAGAAAAGCGUAAACGAAAGCGUGAUAGCGUCAGCGGCGCCAAACAGAUACGACGCAAACCACAAUCUGAAAAUACUGAAACUGCCCCAUCUGAUCUCAACCCUGCCAAACAUGAACCCAAUGGCAACUCCGAUCGGCCUGUCGAGGGCAUUUCGUCUUUAGAGGAGCAACCACUUCAGAAUAAGAGCUCUCUUUCCGAUAUUUCCAACUGGCCAGGCGAUGAACCGCCAUUGAAAAGCAUCAAAGUUAUCAUUAUUCAUAUCAAAGAAAGACUAGAGGAUGGCCCUAAUGUCGCUGAUACUAUCUAUAACCAAUUGUUAGAGCAUGAAAAGCAAGCCCAGCUCGGGUGUGAAUUUAUUAUUUCAAGUAUGGGUCAAUCAUUGUAUUUUUAA